Molecule: messenger RNA, 1360 nt
Organism: Oryzias melastigma (Indian medaka)
Lineage: Eukaryota; Metazoa; Chordata; Actinopteri; Beloniformes; Adrianichthyidae
Product: mucin-2-like
Source: RefSeq, a predicted model, not a curated record
AUGCUGUCCACCGCCAUGUGUGGCCCCAACAUCCACAACUAUAACUACAGAAACUCCUACCACUACAACCACAGAGCCACCAACCACAACACCUACUACUACCACUAUGACUACCACUACAACCACAGAGACUCCUACCACAACACCUACUACAACUUCAACAACCACAGAAACUCCUACCACAACACCUACUACAACUUCUACAACCACAGAAACUCAUACCACAACACCUACUACUACUACAACUACCACUACAACCACAGAGACUCCUACUACAACACCUACUACUACAAGCACUACGACUGCCACAACAACCACAGGGACUACUACUACAACACCUACUACAACCACAGAGACUCCUACCACAACACCUACUACUACUACUACUUCUACAACCACAGAAACUCCUACCACAACACCUACUACUACUACAACUACAACUACAACUACAGAAACACCUACCACAACAUCGACUACUAUUACGACACUUCGACAACCACAGAAACUCCUACCACAACACCUACUACUACUACUACAACUACAACUACCACUACAACCACAGAGACUCCUACUACAACACCUACUACUCCUACUUCUACAACCACAGAAACUCCUACCACAACACCUACUACUACUUCAACUACAACUACAGAAACACCUACCACAACAUCGACUAGUAUUACGACUACAACUACAACCACGGAGACUCCUACUACAACUUCGACAACUACAGAAACUCCUACCACAACACCUACUACUACUACAACUACAUCUACAGAAACACCUACCACAACAUCGACUAGUAUUACGACUACCACUACAACCACGGAGACUCCUACUACACCUUCGACAACCACAGAAACUCCUACCACAACACCUACUACUACUACUACAACUACAACUACAGAAACACCUACCACAACAUCGACUACUACUACGACUACCACUACAACCACGGAGACUCCUACUACAACACCUACUACAACUUCGACAACCACAGAAACUCCUACCACAACACCACUUACUACUACUACUACUACUAUUACAACCACAGAAACCACAACACCUACUAGAACUACAGAAAAACCAACCACAACACCUAGUACGUCCACAACCACAGAAACCCCUACCACUACAACUACUACUAUUACAACUUCUAUUCCCACAACUACUUUACCAUUUACUUUGGCAACAAGCAGUCAAAGUUCAACUUUUAGAAUAAUUACCGGUCCUGAGCCAAAAACUACUACAGUUGUUCCCCAUCCUCAAAAGAAAGCAACAACAGGAUCAACCACAAUUUCUUCAACUACUACUAUUACUAGUACUACACCCACAACCAUCCCUUCAACUACACCUGGCU